UUUCCCCGCAUCCCACCUCUUAUCCUCCUGCUAAGCGUAGAGGGACCAUCGAUUUAGAUAAAAUCAGUAUAAAGCCACCCACCAAUAUAUCCAUUGGAUUAUUUGUUCUUUUAUAUACAUCAAACUGUCUUUAUGUAUUUUCGACUAAUGGUGCUCGCCACUGGUUACUUAUACCUGGUGUACCCGUAUCGAUAGUAACGUUUGGGGUAUUAGCUGGAGCUGGGAUGUUGCUGAACAUAUGGAAUAGAAUAGAAUUGCCGUCUGAGAAUAGAAUUAUGACGAGCGUGAAGUGGCCUAAAGUUGCUCUGUUCACUUUAACAUAUACGGCACAACUGUAUUUUUGGUUUAUGGGAUUGGCGUGGUUAGAGUCUUCAAGGAUAUUAAUGAUAACUCAAUAUUCAGAGAUAUGGAGUAUAUCACUAAUAACAUAUAUACUAGGGAAAGGAAGCGAUUUAAUGGAAAGUAAUAAUAAUCCAACAACGCUGUCUCGUAAAUUUGCUGCUGAUUUUGGUGGAAAUAGGCGACUUUUGGCGAUUGCUGUACCUUUAGGUGCAGUAUUGAUUUCACCUUUGGCUUUUGUUCAAUUUCUUAUGCUGUCACGACAUUAUUUAAAUCAUAUCGGAAGUAUUAACGCGAUUGCUCUCACCUUUGUGGGGCUUGGUUUUGGAUUGAUAUUCUGGAAUUUUGUGGUCAAUUAUUUGGUCUGCUCUCAAAUCUCGACAAUUAAACGUGUAUCGCUCGGCUGGCCUCUUUCCAUAAUUAGCGCUGUUUUAUCGGCACAUAUUUGGUUUCAUUGCGAUUUUUCUAUCGUGGACAUACUUCUAUGUGCUCUUUUUUAUUUUGGUAUAUACACUUUAAUAAGAUCAGAUCCACGCUAUACAAACGAAGUCCACUUUCAAUCAACGGGAUAUAAUCAUAGUCGAUUCGAGUUGCUUCCCCUUCAUGGAAGUAAAAUGAGCUCUACUGUAUCGUUGAAAAGCUCCACGUUAUUGGCCAAUGGUCUCCUCGAAUCAAUAUUGAACAAUGAUGAUUCACGGCAAAUUUUCUACUUUUUAAUAUUGAAUCUAAGUUAUAUGUUUGUGCAAAUGAUAUACGGAAUUUGGACAAAUAGUUUGGGUUUAAUAUCUGAUGCCAUUCAUAUGUUCUUUGAUUGUCUAGCCUUAGGCGUUGGUUUAUUAGCCGCUAUCAUGAGCAAAUGGCCUACUAAUAACAAGUUCACUUAUGGGUAUGGACGAAUUGAGACACUAUCAGGCUUUGCUAAUGGAAUUUUUCUCGUUCUUAUUUCAAUUUUUAUUCUUUUUGAGGCAUUAGCGCGUUUGAUUGACCCACCCGAAAUGAAUACUGAUCGAUUAUUGUUGGUCAGUUUUUUGGGACUUAUUGUGAAUCUUGUUGGCAUCUACUUGCAUAUCUUAGCGGACACACUUGGCUCUGUUGGCGUAAUUAUAUCAACAAUUCUAAUAGAACAAUUCGGAUGGACUGGAUUCGAUCCCUUAGCAUCGAUUUUGAUUGCUGGUCUUAUAUUUAUGAGCGUGAUUCCAUUAUUAAAAAACUCGGCGAGAGUGCUGAUGCUAACAUUAACCGAUAAUAUGGAAAGAAAAGUUGAAGAGGGUUUGAAUGAGAUUCUACACAUUCCUGGUGUUCUAUCGUUCACUAUGCAUCGUUUCUGGCCAAGUAAUGUAAAUUGUUUGGUUGGCAGUGUGCAUAUACAAACAACAGACGAUGUUGACGCGUCAACUAUCACCGAUGAAGUGACAAGUCUACUCAAACUUCACAUAACCGAUUUGAACGAGUUAACCAUACAGGUGGAAAAAAUAAAUGGAUUUUCUUCAAAAUGUUAUUGUUCAACAUUUCUGACAAAUUUUAAUAACAAUAAUAUUGUCAAGCGGAAAAGUAGUUGA
Ambispora gerdemannii is the source of this 1898-nucleotide messenger RNA. The record is from the annotation of a GenBank genome assembly. Lineage: Eukaryota; Fungi; Glomeromycota; Glomeromycetes; Archaeosporales; Ambisporaceae.